This is a messenger RNA of Monosiga brevicollis MX1, 1011 nucleotides long. RefSeq lists its product as uncharacterized. The coding region runs from base 1 to 1011 and encodes 336 amino acids. NCBI's taxonomy places the organism in Eukaryota, Choanoflagellata, Craspedida, Salpingoecidae. The record is from RefSeq and is a predicted model, not a curated record. The transcript has a single exon.
AUGGCGUCUGUGACACCAACAGAGCACUUUGUGACUCUGCAUGCACCUGAUCCGCUCACGACCGAGGCAGCGCGCUCACACUUGAAGGGACUUUAUGCCCAAGGUUCUGCUGCUGACUGGCAGCGCAUCAUACCCGCACAUGGCCGACCUUCACCAUCGGAUCCGUCUCGUCUAGGCUGGCUCCGCUUUCGGGCCAAGCCUCCACCAACGGUUCAGGACGUGAGUGCCGAGGCCCGACCGGAUUGGAGUCAGUGCUUGCCGCUUCCCUUUGGCGGCCUGACGUUCCAUGGGCAGCCCGAACUGCAACCGUGGUCCCUCCCUGCACCAGCCACGACUCUGACCAUAAGCAGCAGCGGCACCCUAGGUGCAACCCUAUCUGAAACCCCGGCCUCAACCACUCGCAUGCCAUCCGCACGCCAUAAGGAUCGGGCCGACUCACGCCCCGUGCUGACUCAGACCCUGACCCAGGCCUCGGCCUCCCCACUGCUCAAUCAGCCAACCACCACGCAAACUCGGGACCCAGCCCCCUCACAAGCUACUUUGGCCACAGCCAUGCCGAAUCCACGCCCGGCUCUUCAGCCAAGUGAUGCCAAGCCCCCCUUGGUGCGGCACCGCGCCUUGACGCGAAUCGCCCACUUAAUGCGGCCCAAGGCCUCGCAAAACGUGACACGACCGCUUGAUGCCAUCGAGACACACCCUCCACACCCCGAGCAUCAGCCUUUGUCGGGCGAGGCUGCAGUGGUGCCGCCCAUUAAACAUGAGAUUGGAGAAGCCACGCAAGAUGCAUCGCAGCCCAUCGCGUUGGCCAAGGCUCAGCACCAAUGGCAUGCACAAUUUCGCCGAGGUUGUUGGGAGGUGGUGCGCUCGGGUAAGCCUGGCCGGGCUAAGCUCUGGGCGUCUGUCAACCUGUUGCCCCUCCCAGCCGACUGCUUCGUUACACAAGAGACUACGAGCGGCUCCGUCCGUGUAUACUGCAGCGAUUCCCAGCGCCAACACGUUCGUAGUCCAUGA